Messenger RNA from Acanthosepion pharaonis, 807 nucleotides. The record is from the annotation of a GenBank genome assembly. Lineage: Eukaryota; Metazoa; Mollusca; Cephalopoda; Sepiida; Sepiidae.
AUGCUCUAUGCGAGCAGUAAAGUACACUUGUCUCUUCUAUCUAUCUAUCUAUCUAUCUAUCUAUCUAUCUAUCUAUCUAUUAAACUACCCAGCAAGUCAGCUGUCACAUUCUGUUAUCUAUCUAUCUAUCUAUCUAUCUAUCUAUCUAUCUAUCUAUCUAUCUAUCUAUCUAUCUAUCUAUUAAACUACCCAGCAAGUCAGCUGUCACAUUCUGUUAUCUAUCUAUCUAUCUAUCUAUCUAUCUAUCUAUCUAUCUAUCUAUUAAACUACCCAGCAAGUCAGCUGUCACAUUCUGUUAUCUAUCUAUCUAUCUAUCUAUCUAUCUAUCUAUCUAUCUAUCUAUCUAUCUAUCUAUUAAACUACCCAGCAAGUCAGCUGUCACAUUCUGUUAUCUAUCUAUCUAUCUAUCUAUCUAGUAAACUAUCCAGCAAGUCAGCUGUCACAUUCUCUUAUCUAUCUAUCUAUCUAUCUAUCUAUCUAUCUAUCUAUCUAUCUAUCUAUCUUGUAAACUACCCAGCAAGUCAGCUGUCACAUCUAUCUAUCUAUCUAUCUAUCUAUCUAUCUAUCUAUCUAUCUAUCUAUCUAUCUUGUAAACUACCCAGCAAGUCAGCUGUCAUCUAUCAUCAUCUAUCUAUCUAUCUAUCUAUCUAUCUAUCUAUCUAUCUAUCUAUCUAUCUAGUAAACUACCCAGCAACUCAGCUGUCACAUUCUGUUAUCUAUCUAUCUAUCUAUCUAUCUAUCUAUCUAUCUAUCUAUCUAUUGAACCGUAAAUUUGUUUCAGAACGAAAAGUAGGCGGGUUAGAAUAA